CUGCCGCAGCUCAACGCGGCGAUCCCGCAUUCCCAGCUCGCUUUACCCCCGCCGUCCUCCUCCAUUUAUACCCCUUUCUUUCCCCGGCAACUUGCAUCCCAUCCCAUAUGCGCGUAUACCUGCUAGCUCCUUUCACUUUCCCUUCCAUUCCAAUUCCGUUUUCUUAAUGCAAAGCACGAGCACUGCUGCGACCGGCGAAAGCUAGCAGCAGCUCCAGCUAUAAGACCCAUCUCUUUCUCUUUCUCUUCCUCUUUCUGCGACUCCACUCACUCGUUCCAGAUCUGGAGGUUCUUCCUGUGCCGCCAUCCAUUCCAAUGAUGGCUCCGACUCGGCCUUCUCUGGCAUUGGCGCGGUGGGUGCUCCUGGCGGCGGUGGCGGCGAGGCUCGCCGGCGCUGAUGACCCCUACCGCUACUUCACCUGGACUGUCACGUAUGGCCCCAUCAACCCGCUCGGCACCACCCAGCAGGGCAUCCUGAUCAACGGGCAGUUCCCGGGCCCUCGCAUCGACUGCGUCACCAACGACAACCUCAUCGUCAACGUCGUCAACAACCUCGACGAGCCAUUCCUCAUCACAUGGAACGGGAUCAAGCAGCGGAAGAACUCGUGGCAGGACGGCGUGGCGGGCACCAACUGCCCCAUCCCGCCCGGCGCCAACUACACCUACAAGUUCCAGGCCAAGGACCAGAUCGGCACCUUCACCUACUUCCCCUCCGUCGCGCUGCACCGCGCCGCCGGAGGGUUCGGCGCCCUCAACGUCUACCAGCGACCUGCCAUCCCCGUCCCCUACCCGCCCCCCGCCGGCGACUUCACACUCCUUGUCGGUGACUGGUACCUCGCCGGCCACGACCAGCUCCGCCAGACACUCGACUCCGGCGCGCCGCUCCCGUUCCCGGACGCGCUGCUCAUCAACGGCAUGCCCUCCGCCACCUUGGUGGGCGACCAAGGGAGGACCUAUCUGUUGAGAGUGUCCAAUGUCGGGAUGAAGACGUCGAUCAACUUCAGGAUCCAGGGCCAUGCUCUGAAGCUGGCGGAGGUGGAAGGCACGCACCCGGUGCAGAACGUCUACGACUCCCUAGACGUGCACGUCGGCCAGUCCGUGGCGUUCCUCGUCACCCUCGACCAGCCGGCCAUGGACUACGCCGUGGUGGCGUCGACGCGGUUCAACCCGGCCGACACCAGCCCGUUGACGGCGGUCGGGACGCUGCAUUACAGCAGCGCCACCUCCUUGGCGCCUGGCCCGCUCCCGGCAGGACCGCCGGAGGAGAGCGAGUGGUCGAUGAACCAGGCAAGGUCGUUCCGGUGGAACCUGACAGCCAGCGCGGCGCGGCCCAACCCGCAGGGGUCGUUCCACUACGGCACUAUCCAGACGUCGAGGACGCUGGUCUUGGCCAGCUCCGCUGCCGUCGUCGCUGGGCAGAGACGGUACGCCGUGAACGGCGUCUCGUUCGUCGUCCCGGACACGCCUCUGAAGCUCCUGGACAACUACAACAUCGCAAACGUGAUCGAAUGGGACAGUGUCCCGGAGCGGCCCGACGGCGGGGCACCCCGGCCCGGGACGCCGGUGGUGAGGCUCAACCUGCACGAGUUCGUGGAGGUGGUGUUCCAGAACACCGAGAACGAGAUGCAGUCCUGGCAUCUUGACGGAUAUGAUUUCUGGGUCGUCGGGUACGGCGAUAAUGGGCAGUGGACGGAGAAUGAGCGGCUGAACUACAACCUGGUCGACGCGCAAGCGAGGCAUACUGUUCAGGUGUAUCCGAACGGAUGGUCGGCGAUCUUGGUGUCGCUGGACAACCAAGGGAUGUGGAACCUGAGGUCGGCCAACUGGGACCGGCAGUACCUCGGCCAGCAGCUGUACCUGAGGGUGUGGACGGCAGAGCAGAGCUUCUCCAACGAGUACAGCAUCCCGAUCAAUGCCAUACUCUGCGGGAGAGCUGCCGGCCUUCCACACUGAGGAACAACAAAGGCCUCCUCAAUACUACUGUUGCUACGCAAGGCGCUGAACGGCGCGCGAGGUGAACAACAACUCAGCAGCGAUCUUCAUGCAACGUCCGAAGGCUAGAGCGAUCUGCGCAUGGACAUGCAGCGGCAGGCGAUCUGUGCACAGGGACAUGCAUAGGUCAAUGGCUAGAGCGAUCUGGGAUUCUGAACUGGGCAGCAUGGUGAUGCCUUGGCAAUGGCCUGGGUGGAGAUGACCAUCCAUUCUCCUCCAGCAGCCUGCGGUCAAGAUCAUGCAGGUUCGGACCGAAGCUUCCUCCGGCUGUCCAGUACGUUGAGCAUGGCAGCGUUGGUGAUAAGGGUCAUCUUCCCAAGCGACCCAAGACGCUCGCCGCUGUUGCCGCCGGCAGAUCACAAGGCCGAAGGAGGUUGGUGGUGGCGCCUUGGGACUUACAUCGGUUGACCGAUGCUUGUCACUUGGCCGCAGGUGGUUCGUCCGAUCGAUGCGAGGGGGCAAUUUUCGUCCUGACCAUGGCGGCACCGUCCGGCCACUCGAGCCGCAGAUUGCAGUGGCCAUUCAAGGGUCUUCAUGAGAGUUUUUUCUUAGGAUCCACUGGUUGUUGCCAGCAGCUCGCACUGGCGAGGUUGUGUGAUGUAACCGGAAGGCUCCAUUGGGAGUUUCGGUGGCUCUCAAUCUGGCCAGUUUGCAUUCAGCGGUGAGAUAAAUUCUAUGGACGACGGCUUGACGCAGAGGAGAUGGUUGUGCAGCGGCAAGCCAUGCCGGCAUGUAAAGACUGUGCCUCACUUUUAGCUGCUGGGAUCGCGGAAAGUGGUGGCGACAACAUGAUGACUUUGAUUUGGUGGUGCUUCUUGAGUACCCGGUCUCGAGUUCCGAGGUGAAAACCCUAGGUCUGACCUGAAUUGGUUAUACCUGGCGAUGGCGAUGUUUUUGCGUCGUUACCUUGAUGAAGGCAUUGCUCGGAUGUGCUCGGACUUGUUCUUCAGGGUGAAAACCUAGAGUCUGACCUUUGUUGGUCGGGUCCAGUGACGGCGACGUUUAAGCGUCGUUUCCUUCCUGAAGGCGUUGCUGUUGAAGAAACUUUCUCGUUGCGCUUGUUCUGUCAAGAGAUGGUUGGUGCGGAUAUGGUCGUUGAUGUAGUUUAUCAACCGUUGUUUUGAUC
Messenger RNA from Triticum aestivum (bread wheat), 3117 nucleotides. RefSeq names its product L-ascorbate oxidase homolog. The transcript has 6 exons. Lineage: Eukaryota; Viridiplantae; Streptophyta; Magnoliopsida; Poales; Poaceae. Gene Ontology annotation, molecular function: oxidoreductase activity; copper ion binding. The record is from RefSeq and is a predicted model, not a curated record. Bases 315 to 1952 code for a protein of 545 amino acids.